Messenger RNA from Physcomitrium patens, 1769 nucleotides. RefSeq names its product cyclin-D4-1. The record is from RefSeq and is a predicted model, not a curated record. Lineage: Eukaryota; Viridiplantae; Streptophyta; Bryopsida; Funariales; Funariaceae.
UUUCAGGGGACCCCGCAUUCGGCCCUUUGCUCCUCGUCCACUCUCUUCCCUUUCCUUUUCGUGCAGCGCCACGGUUCUCGCGCUUCACUCGGGGUACGGUGUGUUUGGGGUUCGAGCUCGAGUGCAGUCUCCGAUUAUGCCUUGAUCGGCUGCCCCGAGCCUGUUGACCGUUUAGAUUGGGAGUCAUUGUAUAUAUACAUAUAUAUAUAUAUACAUUUUCCUUCGCGUUUGUGGUGAGGUGAUCCUUCCGAGGUGACUGAGGUUGGGACGGCGAGCCCAGGUUGGAAUUGUGAAGAGAACUGAGAUACCCCGGGGAUGUUCUCUGCAUGAAGUGGUUCGUCGGUAGUGCGUUCUGGGGUCGCCAGAAGGAUGUCUCCCAGUGUUGAUUGCUUGGCAAGCUUGUAUUGUGCGGAGGAUGUGAGUGGCACGGCGUGGAAUGAGAGUGAGAUGUGUGGCGCCGCGGACAGAGUGUUUGAGUCUCAGCCUGCUGUGUUUAUGGAUUUCCCCGUGGAGGAUGAUGAGGCCAUUGCCACUCUGCUCAUGAAAGAGGCGCAAUUCAUGCCCGAGGCUGAUUACCUGGAGAGGUACCAGUCUCGGAAAUUGAGCCUUGAGGCUCGUCUGGCUGCUAUUGAGUGGAUUUUGAAGGUCCACUCUUUUUACAACUACAGUCCCUUGACUGUAGCUUUAGCGGUGAAUUACAUGGACCGUUUUUUGUCGCGUUAUUACUUUCCGGAAGGAAAGGAGUGGAUGCUGCAGCUUCUGUCAGUGGCGUGCAUAUCUCUCGCUGCGAAAAUGGAGGAAUCCGACGUGCCGAUACUGCUCGAUUUUCAGGUCGAACAGGAGGAACACAUAUUUGAAGCCCACACUAUUCAGAGGAUGGAACUCUUAGUCUUGUCCACUCUAGAGUGGCGGAUGAGUGGAGUGACGCCUUUCUCGUAUGUAGAUUAUUUUUUCCACAAGCUUGGUGUUAGUGACUUGCUGCUGAGAGCUCUUCUCUCUCGAGUUAGCGAAAUUAUUUUGAAAUCCAUUCGUGUUACAACUUCCCUCCAAUACCUUCCCUCGGUUGUCGCGGCGGCAUCUAUUAUCUGCGCACUGGAAGAAGUGACAACUAUUCGCACGGGAGAUCUACUUCGAACAUUCAACGAGUUGUUAGUUAAUGUGGAAUCUGUGAAGGACUGUUACAUCGAUAUGAGGCAAUCUGAGAUAGGUCCUUACUGUGUCCGCAUGGGUCUGAAGAGGAAGAUAUUGCACGCAUCGGAACCCCAAAGUCCCGUUGGAGUAUUGGAGGCAGCCGAUGUGAGCAGCCCCAGUGGGACUGUGCUUGGAUUCUCUUCUCGCGAGUCCAGUCCAGAUGUGACGGAUUCACCGCCUUCAACUAAUUCCCAGCGCAAGCGUCGCAAGUUGUCUCUUCACAAUGAGAGUUGUCUCCACGUAGAGAGCGCCAGCCUAUAAAGUGUCCAUCGAACCGAAUUUUUUUCACUGGCAGUUUCCGUUGCAUGAAAACGUCCUCAAUCCGCUUGCCGAACUCGGCAUCAGUUCCACCAUGCACCAUAGUUACUAGAUGUGUUUGUCUAUCCAUAGCGGUUUUGACGGGAUGCCUGAGUCUAUACCCAAACUCAGGGACGACGAAGAAUUAUGUCAGCAUUUUUUAGCCGUAUUUUUAAUGCGGCUAAUUGUUUAGUCGUAUUAUGAGCAUUCUUUAGCAGGUGCGCCAACAGUAUCUGCUCCUAUAUAAUAACAAGAAGUUUACUUGCCGAGUUAUUGCAAAA